GCAGACGAAAAAAAAAAAGUCGAAUCUUCAACAUUUAUGGCUCUGAUUUUCCGGCCGCCGUGAAAAUUAGUAGCCAACAUUUAUUUCACAUUCGCAUAACGAAACGAAUCAAUAAAUCGCUCACAGUUACUUCUUCAUAUACCCCUUUCCUUCAAUUUCAGUUUCAGAUUUUCCAAAUUCUAAAGUUUCGAUUUUUUUGGAGUAUCAAGUUCGAUUGAUUCUUCUCAAUGUCGGGUCCCCUAGAUCGAUUCACAAGCCCAUGUUUCUCCAACAAUGGUGAGAAAAGAGAAAAGAAGUCAGAUUUCGAAGUUUCGGAGGAUGAGAAGAAAACUAGAAUUGGUGGAAUUCUUAAGAAGAAAUCAUCCAAAAGCAAAUUCAGACAUUCCCUGAAGAGGAGAGGGAGCAGAAGCAUUGACCGGACUCUUUCGCUUACCUUUGAAGACAUACAUGAUGCUGAAGAAUUAAGAUAUGUCUCUGAAUUCCGACAAUCACUUAUCUCUGAUCAUUUACUGCCUCCAAACCUUGAUGAUUAUCACAUCAUGUUGAGGUCAAUGUUUAUAACAAUCUUGUGUACUAAUUCCAUGUCUUAUGUUUUGGAGAUCAUUCAUAUGUUUCAUCACAUGCUCAAGUAUUAUUCGAUAUGAAGUAGAGAGAGAACAUUGUUUGUUUCAUGAUUUUUCUUCUUUAUGCAGAUUCCUCUUCGCUAGGAAAUUUGAUCUAGGAAAAGCAAAGUUAAUGUGGACUAACAUGAUCCAAUGGAGAAGGGAUUUUGGCACAGACACAAUCUUGGAGGACUUUGAGUUUCCUGAGUUGGAUGAGGUUCUCAGGUACUACCCUCAGGGAUAUCAUGGUGUUGAUAAGGAAGGAAGACCUGUUUACAUCGAAAGAUUAGGAAAAGUCGACGCAAGCAAACUCAUGCAAGUCACUACAUUGGAAAGGUACCUGAGGUAUCAUGUUAAAGAGUUUGAGAAGACUAUCACUGUCAAGUUUCCUGCUUGCUGCAUUGCUGCUAAGAGACACAUUGACUCCAGUACAACAAUCCUAGAUGUCCAAGGCCUGGGCUUGAAAAAUUUCACUAAAACUGCUCGGGAUCUUAUAAUCCAGUUGCAAAAGAUUGAUAGUGAUAACUACCCUGAGACACUUCACCGUAUGUUUAUCAUCAAUGCCGGUUCUGGUUUUAAGCUACUUUGGGGCACGGUGAAAUCGUUUCUUGAUCCAAAGACUGUCUCCAAAAUACAUGUCCUUGGGAACAAGUACCAGAACAAAUUACUUGAGAUGAUUGAUGCAAGCCAGCUGCCAGAUUUUUUCGGUGGUACUUGCACUUGUGCAGAUCAGGGAGGUUGUAUGAGAUCUGAUAAAGGGCCCUGGAAAGACUCUGAGAUACUAAAGAUGGGCCGCAGUGGUGGGACGUUCUGUAGGCAUGCUGGUGCUUUCCUAAGCAGUGAUUCCCAAAUAUCUUCAUCGGAUAAGCCAACUUAUUCGUUGAAAGUUAGUGACACCUCAACAGCAAAGUCAGGGUCUGAAUUGGAAGAGAUGGCUUCACCGAAAACAAAUACGAACAAUCAUGUACCCAAGUUAACUCCUGUUUCUGAAUAUGCCAAUGGUAACAUAAGUCCUACUGUUUUAUCUGAGUAUGAAGAAUGUGUACCAAUGGUGGACAAAGUUGUGGAUGUUGCUUGGCAGCUCCAAGAGAUGCCAAAUGCUUCCGAAGGUCCGCAAUAUACAUCAAGUUUGGGAAAAAUAGGAUCGGUUCGUCAUAUCUGGAGUUGGCUAACUGCGUUCUUCAUAAGCUUUUUCACACUCCUUGCGUCUCUGGCUCUGCCACAGACUAAAGAACACUCACAGUUGCAUUCUUCAAGCGUUAGAGCUGAGCUGUGUGAUGAACGAAUUGCAAGGGAAUCUCGUCCUCCUUCGCCUCCUCGUUCAACUAUCACUGAAAGAGUUAUCAUUUCCUCUGUUUUAAGCAGACUAGGCGAUCUUGAGAAACAGAUAGAAAAUCUUCACUCAAGGAAAUCCGAGAUGCCUCACGAGAAAGAGGAGUUGCUGAAUGCUGCUGUAUAUCGUGUGGAUGCACUAGAAGCAGAGCUCAUCACCACGAAGAAGGCAUUACAUGAGGCUUUAAUAAGGCAAGAAGAACUUUUGGGUUACAUAGACCGGCAAAAGGAAGCUAAGUGCCGGAGAAAGAAGUUCUGCUGGUGAAGAACUCAAGCUUGGGAGGUAAUUAGCAAAUAUUGCUUGUUCAGGGAUCUGAUUAAAAACCAUGAACAUUGACACAAGUAGGUCUGAAAGCAAAUAUCUCUGUUGAAACCUAAUGUAUAUAAAUAUAAGAAAAAAACUUGCAAUGAGAUUUCAAUUUCAUCUCUUUUUUGUUGAAUUUGUUUGAUACUAUUGGAUAGUGUGAUUAAUUGGUGUUUGGGACAUUGGAUUCUGUAUUGGAGGUUCAAAAGUAAAAAAAGAAAAAAGAAUGAUCAAAAAUAUCAAAUCUGAGUGGUG
Arabidopsis thaliana (thale cress) is the source of this 2493-nucleotide messenger RNA. RefSeq names its product Sec14p-like phosphatidylinositol transfer family protein. Bases 589 to 2199 code for a protein of 536 amino acids. Gene Ontology annotation, cellular component: plasma membrane; Golgi membrane. The record is from RefSeq and is marked reviewed. Gene Ontology annotation, biological process: intermembrane lipid transfer. The transcript has 13 exons. NCBI's taxonomy places the organism in Eukaryota, Viridiplantae, Streptophyta, Magnoliopsida, Brassicales, Brassicaceae.